GAACAAUAGUGGCACCAGACGAGCCCGGUAACUGGGACCCGAAGUUCCAAAGAACUUGGCUCGAGUUUUCGAAAUUGGAAGGGGUUGUGUUCCAAGGGAAUGGAGCUAUAGAUGGUUCUGGCAGCAAAUGGUGGGCUGCUUCUUGCAAGAAAAACAAGUCUAAUCCUUGCAAAAGUGCACCAACGUUGGCCAUCCCACUUCUCCAGUCUAUCUUGAGGAUUUCCUAAAGAGCGUUCGAGCCGUCACUUUGCUUCGGAUCUACCGUUGGUCCAAGAUUACCGUCGAGAAGAUUCGCGAGUUUAAGGAUCGGAUAGCUCGAAGAGAGUGGAGAUCUGACCUUCCGACCGUGCUUCCUAUUCACACCAAGCGACUAGAUAUCUUCCCGAAGGACAUCCAGAAGCAAAUUUCUGAAGCAAAGAGGAUGGGAACUCUUCCCGAUUUGAGCGCGAUGUUAGCCGCCCAGCUGGGACUGGCUAGCGAGGAAGGACCCUCAGCGACGGUUCCUCGCACGGUUUCCCCUUCUGGCGCUAGUAGCGCGGGGAAGGGUAAGAAAAGGAAGAGGGGCGGCUCGGGAGUCGAGGGGAGCGCCGAGGAGGCGAGCGACGUUCCUCUUUCUGGCGAACCCCAGAAGAAAAAGAAGAAGAAGAAGAAGAGGACGAAGAGGCCUGUCGACGAGCAGUCGGAGAAUCCCGAGGAGCCGACUGAGAUUGAGGAGGGUGAUGUUCAAGAAGAAGAACUUCAACCCGAAGAGGAGGCUCCUGAGGCUGAAUUCUCGGGAGAACGGGACGACGCGGCAGAAGCUGGUGAAGGGGAGGAAUCUGAAAUUCCUCUUAAUGUCGCUCGUCCGGACGGUUCUGAAGAUGACAGCGGGGAGUCGCCGCUUUUGAUCAGGAGACGCAACGACGAGGUCGGCGAUGAGGGGCGAUCUCCUAUUCUGGCGUCUUCUCGCGAGGGAACUCCGGUUCCCAAUUGGGAAGGGGUCGCUCAGAUCGGCACUUCUUCUCGCGGCUCCGCUAUCUUGAGGAGGGUGCCCGGAGUCAACUUUCCAGACAAGGUUUCGUUUCACUACGAGGGACCGGCCCCUCUAGCGUACGUCCCCGAGAAGUGUGGAGAGUUCCUUCGCCAAAUAAGGGGGAGGGCGAAACCUUUGCCUGCUGUGAAGGACCUCAUUUUUGGGGGUGAAUACGAGGAAGCCGCGAGGGCCAAGCUGCUGGGGGAUAGUGCGACGAACGUCGUGAUCGAUAAGUACGACACUGCCUUGAAGGGAGCUUUGGGCGAACUCGAGCUGGCUAAGAAGGAGCACGCGGCGAAAGAGGAAGCUUCUGCUCGCCAGCUGAAUGCAUCGAGGGCUGACGUCGAGAGGCUUAACGGGAUGGUUGCUCGCAUCAUCGCUCGGAGAGAUGAGCUCAAAGCCGAGUUGGAGGUAUCUCGGGGAGUCGUUUGUGAGCUCGAGCGGAAGAACGCCGAACUUGAGGGCGAGAAGGCUUCGCUCGUUGAGUCUCAUGAAAGAGAGAUGAGGCGCCUCAGAUAUUUCAGGAUCCUGGAAGUGACGAGGGAAAGAGGAAGAGUCGAGGCCGAGAUGGCCGCAAAAGCUAAUCGUCGCUUCGCUAGGAUUCGCUCCCGAGAAGAGCGACGAGGUCCCUAUGAGGAGGCCCGGUUGCUUCAUAGCCAAGCCUUCGGAACCAGGAAAUGCCUCGAGGCUUUGAGGAGGGCUGGAAGCGACAUCUCGCAAGCUACUAUCGAGAUAUUCGCCGAGCAAGAGAAGAAAUACGAGGACGAAGCCGAGAAGCUUAGGGUGGGCGUGAUACCCGAGGAAGAUCUCACACUUUCUCCUCUCGUAUUGGACUCUCAGUUUGUGGAUGUUCGAAUCUUGGCGAGUCUCGAUCCAUAUGGGUCCAACGCCGGCUUGAUUGAUCCGGAGACUGCAGCGAGUCUUCACGUUCCGCCUACUCAUCCGACUGAAGAACGGCGCGGAGACCCAGCGCCUCUUCUUGAAGGUCCUUUGGCUGAUCCAGAGGUCGUCCCGAGACCAGUUUAAGCGCAUGUUUCUCCGGCUUCUCGUGAGUCGAGCGUCAGGGCUUCAGAGCUCUCCGUCCUCAACGAACGCGAGAGUGAUCGGGAAGCUUAGUCUUUUUUGUUUGUUGUUUUUUUUUUUGAGUCUCGUAGGACUUGUGUUGUUGCCUUUAGAUUUUUGCCUUUCGAGGCUUCUACUUUGUUGUUUUUCUUCUGUUUUGUUCCAACUCAUCGAAUUGCAUUAACUGUUUUCCUUUAAUUGUACUUGUCUAUCAAAUGCAUGAUUUCUCAAGAUUCGAAGUGACUGUUUGCUUGGUAUAAACGUUGUUCGAGAUAUUGAAUCGUCGUAGUGUUUAGCUCGUCAUGACUUUGUCUCGGUCGAUUUCUUUGACUCGCGAUCGUUCGUCAUUUGAGUUUGGUUGUUAAUUAUGAGUUUUCGACGUUGACGGUUCCAAAUCGACCCUAACGUAAUUUUCAAGCGUUCGGCGGGCCAAAUCUUUCUUAGCAAAUUACAGGGUGAGUUGGAGUCAUUGUCUCGGCCGUGUUGGUUUAAAUCGCAACACGGUCGACUCCCGUGAACGCGUGUCUGAUCAGGACAUAUUCAACGUGGGAUGCGAGUAUUAAUACGCUUGUUCGGGAAGCCGGGGCA
This is a messenger RNA of Brassica napus (rape), 2662 nucleotides long. RefSeq names its product probable polygalacturonase At1g80170. Gene Ontology annotation, biological process: carbohydrate metabolic process. Gene Ontology annotation, molecular function: polygalacturonase activity. The record is from RefSeq and is a predicted model, not a curated record. The transcript has 5 exons. Bases 422 to 2038 code for a protein of 538 amino acids. Lineage: Eukaryota; Viridiplantae; Streptophyta; Magnoliopsida; Brassicales; Brassicaceae.